GAAUCCCAGGGGCAAUACCAACCUUGAGUGAAUUUUUCCACCUCUACCCCUGAGAUUCCAUUCCCUGGCUGGAACCAGGGGUUAGCUACUUAGGCAGCAGCCAAGUUUCGUUCCUCUAUAUUCCUCUGAAUUCUUUGCAUGCAUACGCUUCCUUCUCUAGAUUCGAUUGCUGGCGACGGUUUUUCGCCGCCGGCAACUGAAAGUCGCCUACUCAACUAACUUCGGUUGCCGGGUUCCGGUCAAAAUUUAGUCCAAAACAACAGAAAAGCUCCAAGGGUGCGAAGAGUACGGAGGAGAAGACGACUUGGAAGUCCUUGUAGCCCUUGGAAGUGAAAUAGGAGACCAAUUUAGGGUUUUUCUUUGAGUUUAGAGGCGGAAAGCUUUUUAAGGUUUGUGAGGGAUUGAUUAUGUGAAUGGCGUCAAAAAUUUGCAUGAAUGGAGCAUGUGGGGCGACAUCUUCGUUCGAGUGGAGGAAAGGGUGGCGUCUACGAUCUGGUGGAUUUGCGAAUCUCUGCGAUAAUUGCGGGUGUGCCUACGAGAAAUUAGUUUUCUGUGAAGCUUUCCACUCAAAAGAAUCUGGUUGGAGGGAGUGCAAUUCAUGUGGCAAGCGUCUCCAUUGUGGAUGUGUUGCUUCAAAGGAUGCGCUUGUGAUACUAGAUAAUGGCGGUGUAGAGUGUCUUCACUGUGCGAGAACUUCAGGACUUUCCUUUAUCCCACGUGAUGAAAGGCCGUAUAAAUUUGGUACAUCCGCAGCAGAUAAUGUUGGUGAACUGCCAUCCAUUUCUGUGGACAAUACAGUGGAUGGUGAUGGCUGCCAUAUUUUGCCCAAGCCACUGAAGAUGGGUAGCAGCACAGGGUUGGAGGGAAACAAAGACAUACUCCCUCACAUACGUGUUGCAAGGCCACCUGCCGAGGGACGAGUGCGGAGCCAAUUGCUUCCACGUUAUUGGCCAAAAAUAACGGACCAAGAACUGCAGCAAAUAUCUGGAGAUUCAAAUUCUACAAUUGUGCCAUUGUUUGAGAAAGUCCUGAGUGCUAGUGAUGCAGGUCGGAUUGGUCGUUUAGUGCUCCCAAAAGCAUGUGCUGAGGCUUAUUUUCCUCCUAUCUCUCAACCAGAAGGCCUUCAAUUGAAGAUUCAAGAUGUGAAGGGCAAAGAUUGGGUAUUUCAGUUCAGAUUUUGGCCUAAUAACAACAGCAGGAUGUAUGUGUUAGAGGGUGUAACCCCAUGCAUACAGUCUAUGCAAUUACAAGCUGGUGAUACUGUGACAUUCAGCCGGAUCUAUCCAGAAGGAAAACUUGUUAUGGGGUUCCGAAAGGCAUCAAACUCUAUUCCUAUGCAGGGAAGCACGGAUCCCCACCUAAGUGCUCUAUCUGAACACUUGAGUUCAGCUGACGUGGAUAUUGGCUCGCACAAAAAUGAGAGCUUGCAGCUGCAGCCAACGCUUGACCCUCCUCCAAUUGUCAAGCCUAGCAUCAUGGUUGAGGACCAAGAAUUUGAAGAGUACAAAGAACCACCAGUUGUUGGGAAGAGAACUAUAUUUACAGCCCGAUCAUCUGGGGAACAGGAUCAGUGGGCUCGGUGUGAUGGUUGCUCUAAAUGGCGAAGGCUUCCUGUGGAUGCUCUUCUUCCUCCAAAAUGGACAUGUGCAGAGAAUUCUUGGGAUCCAAGAUGGAGUUCAUGUUCUGCACCAAGUGAGAUGAGCCCAAAGGAAUUGGAAAAUCUUCUGAGAUUGAAUAUGGGUAUAAGGCAACCUCUACUUUCCUUUAUGUGUUUCCAUACUAAGAUCAAAAGAAUUGGGUUUCAUUCCACGUAGUGCAAGUUUGUUUCCUAAGUUGCAUGGUAAAAGCUUUAUAGGUUUCCUUAAAUUUCUUUCGUUUCUCUGGUGGUACUUUUCACGUGCUGGAAGUGCCAAUAAAAUACUUUAGGAUUUAAUCAGAAAAAAGAAAAAGAAAAAUUGGUAUCAAAAGGACUUUGUUUGUGUAGUAGCUCUUUAGUAUUAACUUACACCUCUGAUGGCUAACCUUAAGGUGCUGAGCACAUUUUGAUUAUGCAAAAAUCUGAAAUGAUAGAAAUAUAAUAGUUUGGGGUUAUUAAAAAAAAAAAAAAAAAAAAAAAAAAAAAAAAAAAAAAACACUGCUAACUGAUGCAGAAUUCCAGCAAGAAGAGAAGAUGGUCCUAUUGUUUUGGGCUUGUUUUAGUUUUUUGGGUUCUAGUGAACCUAUGGUUUAAGUUUGGUUAAUUUAGGCUUAAUUCAAGGGUCCAAUGGAUUGUAUGGGCCAUGGGUUUAAUAUUUUUGGCUUUACCAUUGUAAGGGUCAAUUCUAUAAGCCCAAAUAUUAGGGACUAUAGUCCUAUACAGGAUUAAUUAUUUAUUUAUUUAAUUUUUUUUUUGUAUGUUCUAGAAUAGCUUCUCUUUUAAAGAGAAAAUUUAGUUUUAAGGGAUCCUCCUACCAUAUUUAGGGGUUUCUUACUUUAGUGAUUGCGAUGGAGUUAUAAAUAAAGGAGAAGGGCCUAGAACCUCGAAUGAUUUUUGGCAAAAAAUAUUGCUCUUUGCUGUGAUUUGUUGUGAGAUGUAGUUUGCUCUUGUGAGAUGUAAUGGCAACCUUGGUGGGUGUUAACGCAGUUUUGGAUUUGAAUAAUAUGUGUAUAUUGAUCUUCAGGAUUACAUAAACAGAAUAUAUAUACAAGAGGUGUGCCCUAGCUGGCUGGCCAUAAUAGGCAACUACUAAUAUGGAUACACAAUAUGAAUCACAUAAAAUAUAGAAUCCUACCACAAGAGAGGUCAGCAUAUAUUGAGUUACCCGAUAUGGGUAGACUCAAUAUUGCGUCAAUACACCCCCUCAAGUGGAAGAGUUGCAUUCGCGGAUCUUCAACUUGUCACGUAGGAACUGAAAGCGUGCAGUCGGAAGAGCCUUAGUGAAUAUAUUUGCAAGCUGGUCCUUUGUAGAAACAAAUUGCACAGAGAGCUGAUGAAGUGCCACCUGUUCCUGGACAAAGUGAAAAUCGAUCUCAAUAUGAUUUGUGCGAGUGUGAAAAAGGGGAUUGGCAGAGAGAUAGGUGGCCCCAAUGUUGUCACACCACAGCAUAGGGGGGCCAGGGAGAGAAAAUUGAUUUCCUGGAAUAAAGAUUCCAGCCAAAUGAGCUCCGCGGAGGCAUCUACAACAGCCUUAUAUUCAGCCUCUGUGGAUGAGCGUGCUACUGUACGUUGCUUACGAGCAGUCCAGGAUAUGAGGUUAGGGCCAAGGAAGAUCGCAUAGCCUCCAGUAGAGCGUCGGUCAGCGGAGCAACCGGCCCAAUCCGCAUCACUAAAUGCCUGAAGAGUGGGAUGGGAAGAGCGCUCAAGAAGCAAGCCAUGAGUGCGAGUGCCCUUGAGAUAGUGAAGUAUAUGCUUCACCAUGGACCAGUGAUCCUCUGUAGGAGCAUGAAUGAAUUGGCAUACUUUGUUAACAACAAAAGUCACAUUAGGACGAGUUAAGGUAAUGUACUGAAGAGCCCUGACAAUGGAACAAUAGGUGGAUGGAUCAGACAAUGGGGCACCCCCUUUGUCCGAUGGCUUGAGCGAAGUAGCCAUUGGUGUCUGAAUAAUUUUGCAAUCAGUUAUACCAGACCUUUUAAGUAAAUCAUCCACAUACUGUGUCUGAGAGAGAAGAAGGCCAGUCGAUUGCUUGGUAGCCUCAAUUCCAAGAAAAAAAUGCAGAGGACCAAGGUCCUUGAUUAGAGAACUCAUUGGCCAGCUGUUGAAGUAGACGAGUUACCUGAGAGGGGGAGUUGUUGGUCACAAGGAUGUCAUCAACAUAAAUUAAAAUAUAUAUUUGAAUGCCGACGCGAAGGAAAAUAAAUAAGGAGGGGUCGGUCUUGGAGUUGAUAAAACCCAAAUGAAUAAGGAACUGUGUCAAGCGUUGAAACCAGGCACGAGGUGCCUGUUUGAGUCCAUACAACGACCGAUGGAGUUUGCAUACAUGAGAGGGAUUAGCACGGUCUUCAAAACCAGGAGGUUGGACCAUAGAAACAUCCUCAGAGAGUACCCUAUGGAGAAAAGCAUUGUGAACGUCGAGUUGCCGAACCGGCCAGCCCUGGGAAGUAGCAAUGGCGAGGAUGGACCGAAUAGUUGUGGGUUUCACCAUUGGACUAAAUGUCUCAUUAUAAUCAACCUCCUCUUGUUGAUGGAAGUUGCCCACAAGGCGCGCUUUAUAGCGUUCAAGGGUACCAUCAGCCUUGCAGAAUACCCAUUUGCAACCAACUAGGUUCAUACUCAUGGCACGAGACUCGAAGUCCUAUUGCAAAGAAGGGCGUUGAACUCAUUUAACAUCGUAGCAUGCCACUUAGGGAUUUUGUUGGCUUAGGAGAAGUAGGUCGGUUCGGUGGGAGCUGAGGGUGCUGGGUCGGGGCCGUAGGGUCAUUUUAUAAACACGUUAGGGGGGUGCAGGGGGCGUUGGGAUGGAGGUGAGGCCGAGUUCAGGAUUUGGCUAGGCAGGGGAAGGUUUGAUGGAGGAGGACGGUUGGGUAUAUAGCUCGGUUAGGGGCCUGGUUUGGCGAGUAGGAGGAGAUGAGAGAGGAGAGGCUAGUGCUAGAGGCAUUGGGGUGCUAGGGGGAGAUCGAGCAGCCAUGUGGGGCGGUGGGGGCAUAGGGCCUGUAGGAUCUGCGGGAUGAGUAGGAUAAUGAGGAAGCAAAGGAGGAAGUAACCCAAUGGGGGCAGCAGCCCAAGGAGUGGAGAGAGGAACUACGGUAGAGGGAGAGGAUAUAGGGAUGGAGAAUGGAAAGAUGGUCUCGUCAAAGCGAACGUGCCUUGCAAUAUAGAGACGAUUAGAGGCAACAUCAAGGCAGCAAUACCUGGCAUGGGAGUCGUUGUACCCAAGGAAAACGCAGGGAGUGGAUCGAAAAUCCAUCUUAUGAGCAUUAUAAUGACAAAGAUAGGGAAAACAAUAGCACCUGAGCACGAAGAAAUUUGUAAUCAAGGGCCUUGUGAAAGACAUGCUGAAAGGGGGAAAUAUGAUUUGUGGUGCGACAGGGCAUCCGAUUGAUUAGGUACACAGCUGUGUCAAAGGCAUACCGCCAGUACUGCUUGGGAACGGACCCAUGAGCGAGCAGGGUGAGGCCAAUCUCAACUAUAUGAUGAUGGCAACAUUUAACUGCACCCUAUUGCUUAUGUGUAUGGGGGCAAGCCUUGCAAUGGGCAAUACCAAGAGGGGCAAAGAAAGUAGGGAGGGUGCGGUACUCAUUGCCCCAAUCAGUUUGUAUUGAUUUUAACUUACGAGAAAAGUGGCGUUCAACCAAGGCCUGAAAGCGCUUAAAUUUUCAAAAACAUCAGAUUUACGAACCAUGGGAUAAAACCAAAUGUAUUUAGAAAAGUCAUCAACAAAAAUUACAAAAUACUUAUGACCUUCAGGGGAGGGGGUAGGGGAGGGUCCCCAUACAUCACUGUAAACUAGAUCAUCAGGAAAUAAACUAAGGAGGAGGAUAGACCUAAUGAUAAUUGACUGGCCUUGCCAAGUUGGCAGGCGCUACACAGAUGACUCAGCCGUGUAGACUGACACGGCAAAUUAUUGGUGCUUAGUAUGAAAUGGAGGAGACGCUCGUGAGGAUGUCCAAGGCGAUGAUGCCACCCAUCAAUGGACAUUCUUUCGGCAAUACUGGCGGAAGGUAUUUGGGAAGAGGGAGCCUUGAGUGUUUAGAGACCAUUACUGCUCGGCCCGGAAAGAAGAGUCUGCCUGUUGACCUGAUCCUUGACAAGGAAA
Messenger RNA from Macadamia integrifolia, 5735 nucleotides. Its product is annotated as B3 domain-containing transcription repressor VAL2-like. The transcript is spliced from 12 exons. The coding region runs from base 414 to 1814 and encodes 466 amino acids. Gene Ontology annotation, molecular function: zinc ion binding; DNA binding. NCBI's taxonomy places the organism in Eukaryota, Viridiplantae, Streptophyta, Magnoliopsida, Proteales, Proteaceae. The record is from RefSeq and is a predicted model, not a curated record.